Molecule: messenger RNA, 1185 nt
Organism: Mandrillus leucophaeus (drill)
Lineage: Eukaryota; Metazoa; Chordata; Mammalia; Primates; Cercopithecidae
Gene: IL11
Product: interleukin 11
Exons: 4
Biological process (GO): positive regulation of cell population proliferation; positive regulation of MAPK cascade
Cellular component (GO): cytoplasm
Molecular function (GO): cytokine activity; growth factor activity
Source: RefSeq, a predicted model, not a curated record
AGACCCAGGAGUCCAGGCCCCCAGCCCCUCCUCCCUCAGACCCAGGAGUCCAGGCCCCCAGUCCCUCCUCCCUCAGACCCGGAGUUCAGGCCCAGCCCCUCCUCCCUCAGACCCGGAGUCCAGCCUGAGCUCUCUGUCUUAUCCUGCCCUCAGGUGUUUGCCGCCUGGUCCUGGUCGUGCUGAGCCUGUGGCCAGAUACAGCUGUUGCCCCUGGGCCACCACCUGGCUCCCCUCGAGCUUCCCCAGACCCUCGGGCCGAGCUGGACAGCACCGUGCUCCUGACCCGCUCUCUCCUGGAGGACACACGGCAGCUGACUAUACAGCUGAAGGACAAAUUCCCAGCUGACGGGGACCACAACCUGGAUUCCCUGCCCACUCUGGCCAUGAGCGCGGGGGCACUGGGAGCUCUACAGCUCCCGAGUGUGCUGACAAGGCUGCGAGCGGACCUACUGUCCUACCUGCGGCAUGUGCAGUGGCUGCGUCGGGCAAUGGGCUCUUCCCUGAAGACCCUGGAGCCGGAGCUGGGCACCCUGCAGACCCGGCUAGACCGGCUGCUGCGCCGGCUGCAGCUCCUGGUAUGUCCUGUUCCCAAGACCUGACACCCCAGACCCCCACCCCGGCCCCAAGAUCCNNNGCUGGCGCCCCCCUCCUCAACCUGGGGGGGCAUCAGGGCCGCCCACGCCAUCCUGGGGGGGCUGCACCUGACACUUGACUGGGCCGUGAGGGGGCUACUGCUGCUGAAGACUCGGCUGUGACCCGAGGCCCAGAGCCACCACCGUCCUUCCAAAGCCACAUCUUAUUUAUUUAUUUAUUUCGGUACUGGGGGCGAAACAGCCAGGUGAUCCCCCUGCCUUUGUCUCCCCCUAGUUAGAGACAGUCCUUCCGUGAGGCUGGGGGGCAUCUGUGCCUUAUUUAUACUUAUUUAUUUCAGGAGCGGGGGUGGGAGGCAGGUGGACUCCUGGGUCCCCGAGGAGGAGGGAGCUGGGGUCCCGGAUUCUUGCGUCCACAGACUUCUGCCCUGGCUCCUCCCCCUCGAGGCCUGGGCAGGAAUACAUACUAUUUAUUUAAGCAAUUACUUUUCAUGUUGGGGUGGGGAGGGAGGGGAAAGGGAAGCCUGGGUUUUUGUACAAAAAUGUGAGAAACCUUUGUGAGACGGAGAACAAGGAAUUAAAUGUGUCAUACAUA